UUCUGUAUCCGCAGUCACAUGACAUUACUUCCUGGAUCACAUUUGUUUGUGCAGCGGCCAAAAACAUGUUUUAUUGUUAUUGCAGGCAAUAACAAACGGAAUCUUCCAGCAAAAUAUGACUGAAGGAGAAACGGCGUUAAAUAAAAUAUAAGGAUAUAGCUAAACAAGUCAAUUAAAUCAAUAGAUAUACAUUUUCGCCAAUAUCUUGACAGAUUGCGGCAACGUCUUCGGUCGAUAACAGAUAAAUAUCCUGGCUACUGUUAUCUAUGUCGUUAUUAGCUUGCUAGCUGGUUGCAUGUGUGUUAUAUUUGGCGAUAAAUAUAUAACUGAAAUCUAUAAACAACUGGCUAGCUAGACAAUGACAACCUCGAUACAGACAUAACAUCUAACAUUUUUUUUAAUUUUUUUUUGCUAGGAAGCUACUGUAGCUUGCUACUAGUAGCGAACCAAGUCAGCAGAAUAUAGCUAACGUUAGCUAGACAGCCUCCGAAAUAACGGGAAACAGGUUGUUGGCAAACUGUUGUGUCAGUAGAAAGGUUUUCUAUUUGAACUAAGCAGGACAUACAGAAUUGCUGUGGAAAAAAAAUGUCAAAAUACACAAAUUUUCCGGAACCAGGCGACGACCACAACCCUUUCCAGUGAUGUUUAUCUUGUCUGUGUGUCAGGACCCUGCAGUGACUCAACACAGCAGCAACACUGAGUAUGCCACACUGGAUCUUUACAACCCAUUUGACAAUAAAAAUGGGCCCCCACCACCAGCCUAUGCAGCAACUGCACCAUCCGCCCCCCAACCUGUUGUUCCUGCAACAACCCCACCCAGUAGGACUACACCCACAGAGCCCCGCAACUAUGGCACCUCCUUCACCCCCCAGCAGACCGCGGUCAAUGCCACCACAGCAGAGCUCCUGAGGAAGCAGGAAGAACUUGAGAAGAAAGCCCGCGAGCUGGAGAGGAGGGAGAGGGAGCUGGACUCGCACGCCCUCGGCCCUGGAGCCACUCGUCAGAAUAACUGGCCUCCCCUGCCCUCUUUCUGCCCUGUGGGACCCUGCUUCUACCAAGACAUCAACAUGGAGAUCAGCCAGAGCUUCCAACGCACUGUCUCCAUCAUGUAUUACUACUGGAUGUUCACAGCCUGCACACUGGUGUUUAACUUAAUGUCCUGCCUGAGUCUGUUCUGUGUGGACACUUCUGGUGGUGUUGGGCUGGGCCUGGCCAUCCUCUGGGUCCUCCUAUUCACCCCCUGCUCAUUUGUCUGUUGGUACAGGCCUGUGUACAAAGCCUUCAGGAGUGACAGCUCCUUCAACUUCUUCGCCUUCUUCUUCAUUUUUUUCGUCCAAGUGAUCUUCUACGUCAUCAUGACCAUUGGCAUUCCUGGUUGGGGUUUCAGUGGCUGGAUUGUGAGUCUGGCUGCUCUGAAGACUAGCGUGCCUGUUGGUGUGAUCAUGAUGCUCAAUUCCAUCCUAUUCACUGCCCAGGCUGCCAUGGGGGUCGUCUUGCUCAAGCGGGUCCACUCUCUGUACAGGCAGACCGGUGCCAGCUUCGUGAAGGCUCAGGCUGAGUUUGCCACUGGAGUGAUGUCCAAUCAGGCUGUACGCCAGGCAGCUGCCAGCGCCACUGCUUCUGCAGCUCAGGGGGCCUUUACUGGUGCUGCUCGAUAGAGAGAGGGAAGGCAAGCAAGUAGGGCAAGGGAGCUGGUAGAGAGCGAGAGAGGAGUAGGUACAGUAUGUAUGAGGGUGUACACUACAAAAGAAGUAGGCAAGACUCAGGUGUUUUGAUAAAUUGUUACAUCAAAGUAGGUGAAAGGGGUGGGACUUGAGUUUGUGAUGGAUGCACAGAAGUGAUGCUCCAUAUUCAACACUUAAUUAACAGCCGAACGGUUCAAUUAUCUGUGGCCAAUGCUAUUAUGGUUGUUAAAGUGAGCUCUAAAAAGUCAAUUGUCUUGAUAUCCCAAAUGAGAAUGCCUACCUAUUUACACACACUAUCUUUGCCAAAAUCACAACUGUAAAUGAGAAAAACACGUUGUUUUGGGUUGUAAUAUUAUUGCUAUUAUUAUGUUAUGUUGAUGCUGUAUUUGGUUGUCAUGGUUGCCAUUGUUCUUUCUUGGUUUGAAUAAAAAUCAGUUGAUACGCUCAAUAUUUUCUACUUCCCUUUGGUCACUUCACCAAUACAGUAUCAUUAGUCAUGUCAGUAGCCUAACCUAAUAGUGUAUGUGUAGGCCUAUUACGUCUAAGACUAAUAUGGGCAGAGCGUGUUAUUCAGUGUUGUAUAUAAUGUAGCGUUUCUGAAAACCUCUUCAAUGGACUGAUAAAGAUGUACUUUAGUCUUCCCUACAGACUCCUGGGAAACUACAUCAAUGAUGCAUCCUUUUAGUCAUCAUUUCUGUUAUUUCUGUAACUUGUGUUUAAUAUACUGAACAAAAAUAUAAACGCAACAUGUAAAGUGUUGGUCCCAUGUUUCUUGAGCUGAAAUAAAAGAUUCCAGAUAUGUUC
Messenger RNA from Salvelinus fontinalis (brook trout), 2489 nucleotides. RefSeq names its product secretory carrier-associated membrane protein 3-like. The transcript has 9 exons. Gene Ontology annotation, biological process: protein transport. NCBI's taxonomy places the organism in Eukaryota, Metazoa, Chordata, Actinopteri, Salmoniformes, Salmonidae. The record is from RefSeq and is a predicted model, not a curated record. Gene Ontology annotation, cellular component: trans-Golgi network membrane; recycling endosome membrane. Bases 642 to 1658 code for a protein of 338 amino acids.